AUGACCCAACCACGAAACGGUGCCGGGCUUGGGCGUCUCCCGUUAUUUUGCGCCCAUAAAGUGGAUGAUGGAAGAAACACAAAAAUUAACGCGCUAGGGCCGCUGCCUGGGGGUCGCCGGGGCGCGUCUGGAGCUGGCGCUGGACGCGGCAGCAUGCGGGCCGCCAGCCGAGCGCGAGGAGCUGCACGAUCACCUAGCAGCCCCUCGCAUCCAUCAUCCCCACCAGAAGGCUUGGUGUCGGCUGGGUCUUCUCGGACCCAGCAAGCGGCACCCGCCGCUGGUGGAGCACGUCGCAUGCGUUGGACAAAAUCCAUGAACGAAAACGCAUUGCGGGCGUACUAUAGGGCGAAAGGGGAAGAAACUGUGGGAAUAGCGUAUAGGUCUCGGAUGCAUUGCUUUUUUGCUGAGCUGGAGCCGUCUAUCCCCGUCACGGAACAAAACCUGGCAGACCGAGUUCGGUACAUCAUGCGCUCGAAAAUAUUUGAUGAUGCCGAACUCGAACGACUACGACGUGAGGCUAUUCCGUCGUCGAAUGAAUCGGCUAUGGCUGGAGAUGCAGCUCCACAUUCGACAGACCAGCAUCCACACGUGGAAGCCGCCAUGGAUCUUCCAGUUGUGGUUGAUUCGAACGACGAUGAAAUAGUCUCCCACGAACAAGAGCAAAUGAGGAGUAUAUUGGAAGAGGCGAUUUUGGAAACGCGCAGCACCCCUCUCGAAAAUCGACCGCGACUUCCCCGCAUACCCUUAAGCAAGCGAAAUCGGGCUGUCGUGAGGGCUCUUAACCCAAUGCUGGUGACCUAUUUGGAAGCCAGCCGGGACCUUUGCGAGACGGACUCGAUUCUCUUUGGCGCCGCAGUGGCAGUUUGCCGUAUUAUUGGCGCCAAACUUCCCAUGGCUGGACGCGCUACUACACAAAGUAACGCCAUCCCAGCCUGGAGGAAAAGAAUCGAGGACCGUAUCGCAAAGGCAAGGGCCCUUAUCGGCAGACUGACAAGCUUCAGGUCGGGUAAUAAUAGACCGAGGAUUAUGCGCACCGUUAGGAUGGCGUUUGCUGGGACAAAUAUCAGUUUGUCCCAGCCGGAUAUCACGCAGAAACUAACGGAGCGCAUAGACGACCUGAAGCAAAAGAUCGCUGCUUGGGGGAAGCGGAUUCGACGAUUUUCCGAGGGGUCAAGGCGGUUCAACCAGAAUCGUCUCUUCCAGAGUGAUCAGAAGAGGCUCUAUAAAUUAUUGGAGCGACCAAAGGUAUGUGUAGCGGGCCAAGGACCGGAUCAGGCUGACAUUAUCGCAUUCUGGCGUGGCCUGUGGUCAGAGCCCGUAAACCACAGUGAGGGCCCUUGGAUGGAAGUUGUGGCGAGCCAGGGUGCGAGUGUUACGCCUAUGGACCCCAUCACCAUAACGCCAGAAGACGUGGCUGAGGCGGUCCGUAGGGCCCCGAACUGGAAAAGUCCGGGGCUCGACGGGCUGCAUCAUUACUGGCUGAAGGGGUUCGUAGUGUGUCACGCUGUGCUCGCCCGACAGUUUCAAGAGGCUCUCGACCAGAAGUCACUCCCGAGCCUCUUCACUACUGGGAUCACUCACUUGGUUCCUAAAGAUCAGGAUACCACAGACCCGAGCAAAUACCGCCCCAUCACGUGGCCGCUGCCUGGAGGUCGCCAGGGCGCGUCUGAAGCUGGCGCUGGACGCGGCAGCAUGCGAACCGCCAGCCGAGCGCGAGGUGCUGCACGACCACCCAGCAGCUCCUCGCAUCCAUCAUCCCCACCAGCUGGCUUGGUGUCGGCAGGGUCUUCGCGGGCUCAGCAAUCGGCACCCGCCACUGGUGGAGUACGCCGCAUGCGUUGGACAACCCAAAUGAACAGCAACGCAUUGCGGGCGUAUUUUAGGGCGAAAGGGGGAGAAACUGGAGGUUUUGCGUAUCGGGCAAGGAUGCAUCGACUUUUUGCUGAGCUGGAGCCAUCUGUAACCGUCACCGAGCAAAACCUGGCAGACCGAGUUCGGUAUAUCUUGCGCUCAAAUACAUUUGAUGUCACCGAACUCGAACGGCUACGACGUGAGGCUGUUCCUUCAUCGGGUGAAAAUGCUGCGGCUGAGGAUGCGGCGCCACAACUUGCUGAGCAAACGGCAAAUGUGGAUGCCGCCGUGAAUACGCCAGUUGUGGUUGAUUCAAACGAUGAUGGAACAGUCGCCCAGGAACUGGAACUAGAGCAAAUGAGGAGUACAUUGGAAGAGGCGAUUGUGGAAACGCGCAGUACGACUCUCGAAAAUCGACCGCGACUUCCCCGCUUAGCCCUAAGCAAGCGGAAUCGGGCUGUCGUGAGGGCUCUGAACCCAAUGCUGGUUACCUAUUUGGAAGCCAGCCGGGACCUUUGCGAUACGGACUCAAUCCUUUUUGGCGCCGCACUGGCAGUCUGCCGUAUUAUAGGUGCCAAACUUUCCACGGCUGGACGCGCUACUGGACAAAGUAGUGCUAUCCCAGCCUGGAGAAUAAGAAUUGAAGAACGUAUCGCAAAGGCUAGGGCCCUCAUCGGCAGACUGAUAUGCUUCAGGUCAGGCAAUACCAGGCCAAGGAUUGUGCGCACCGUCAGGAUGGCGUUUGCUGGGACAAAUGUUAGUUUGUCCCAGCCGGAUAUAAUGCAAAAACUGACGGAACGCAUAGACGACCUGAAGCAAAGAAUAGCUGCUUGGGGAAAGCGGAUUCGGCGAUAUACCGAGAGGUCGACACGGUUCAACCAGAAUCGUCUCUUCCAGAGUGAUCAGAAGAGGCUCUAUAAAUCAUUGGAGCGACCAAUAGUAAGUGGAACGGGCCCUGCACCAAAUCAGGCCGACAUGGUCGCAUUCUGGCGCAGCCUGUGGUCAGAGCCCGUAAACCACAACGAGGGCCCUUGGACGGAAGUUGUGGCGAGUCAGUGUGCGAGUAUUACGCCCAUGGACCCCGUCAUCAUAACGCCGGAUGACGUAGCUGAGGCGGUCCGUAGGGCCCCGAACUGGAAAAGUCCGGGGCUUGACGGGCUGCAUCACUACUGGCUGAAGGGGUUCAUGGUGUGUCACUCUGUGCUCGCCCGACAGUUUCAAGAGGCUCUCAACCAGAAGUCGCUCCCAAGCCUCUUCACUACUGGGAUCACUCAUUUGGUUCCUAAAGAUCAGGUAAACAAAGAUAAGCGUGUAGUGGCAUGCGUGGCCAUGAAACCGACAUGUAAUAUAGAAACCGCUGCGGAGAGUUUUGAUAAAGAACAACUAUCGACAGAUAAUACAGAAAAUAAGAUGGAAACUAGCAAAAAGAAAGGAUCAUGGAUAACUGUACAGAAAAAAGAAAUAUCCUGA
Parnassius apollo (apollo) is the source of this 3321-nucleotide messenger RNA. The record is from the annotation of a GenBank genome assembly. NCBI's taxonomy places the organism in Eukaryota, Metazoa, Arthropoda, Insecta, Lepidoptera, Papilionidae.